Molecule: messenger RNA, 381 nt
Organism: Striga asiatica
Lineage: Eukaryota; Viridiplantae; Streptophyta; Magnoliopsida; Lamiales; Orobanchaceae
Source: the annotation of a GenBank genome assembly
AUGGUGAGGUCAUCAUAUAGCUUUCAAAUUGUAGAUGUUUGGGAUGAUUUUGGAUUUGAUUAUUCUCGACUACAUGAUGGGGAUAAUUAUGUCAAAUAUACGAACAUUGCGCCUGCUGCCAAAAUGAAAGAUGAACAAAUUGUUGAUCUUGAUGAUGACGUGCCAAGUCCAAAUAUUAAUGAGUCGAAUGCAAACCCAACAAAGAAAGCAAAAACAAAUGAUCCGACGUCGGGAGUGUGGGAAUUUUUUGAUCGUUUAGGUACUGGAUCUGAUGGAAAGCCACAAGCUGCAUAUGAGGAUGACGAUGAAACAUUGAAAGGAUCAAACUCAUCUAUGGUCGGUUCAAGCGAUUCGGGAGGUGAAGAUGAAGACGGGAACUAG